This is a messenger RNA of Rangifer tarandus platyrhynchus (Svalbard reindeer), 633 nucleotides long. The record is from the annotation of a GenBank genome assembly. Lineage: Eukaryota; Metazoa; Chordata; Mammalia; Artiodactyla; Cervidae.
AUGAAGAAUGAGGUGGUUUGGUUAAGAUGGGCACAUCAUGAGCAAAUAACAAAUGCUACCAAGGUUCGGGGCCCAUCCUCUGCCCUCGUCUUCUCGCACCUGGCCUGGGUACCCCACCUCCUGGGCCACCCCGCCAAGCUCCACGUGCGGCGACGUUCCACCCGUGCAGGGCUGGCGGGCGCACGCACGCGCAGACGGUACAGACGGUCGACACCAGCCCUCCUUCCCGGGGCCCCGCCUUUCUCCGCCAAGGCGCGUGCGCGCCGCCCCUCAGGAGCCGUCUCAGCGAGGCCGGAGCAUGAGGACCACCGGCCCUCCGCUCCCGCCAUCCCCCGGGCGGGGGUGUGCGGCGGAAGGGGGGUGUCCCAGACCGCGACCCACACCUACCUACAGAGCCACGGGUGGAACAAGCACGUCGCGCUGGAAACUGCGACGGCGGGAGCAAGCGCGCGGUCCUUCGAAUGCUCUUCAGAGUCUGCAGAUGACAACGCCCUUUACGUUCGAAGAUUCGCGGCAGGACGAGACCCACACAGCCUUUUUCCCUUUUAUGAGCUUAGUCGCAGCGCGGAGGACCACUUUACGCAUGCGCCGUCAUCCUUUGUGACGUGCCGCGCUACCCUUUGGGAAAUGUAG